This is a messenger RNA of Nelumbo nucifera (sacred lotus), 1425 nucleotides long. RefSeq names its product CMP-sialic acid transporter 2. Gene Ontology annotation, molecular function: pyrimidine nucleotide-sugar transmembrane transporter activity. Gene Ontology annotation, cellular component: Golgi membrane. The record is from RefSeq and is a predicted model, not a curated record. Gene Ontology annotation, biological process: pyrimidine nucleotide-sugar transmembrane transport. NCBI's taxonomy places the organism in Eukaryota, Viridiplantae, Streptophyta, Magnoliopsida, Proteales, Nelumbonaceae.
AGAAGUGUCGAUGACAAUUGCGAAUUGCGAAAGCAUCUGCAUCACUGGAGAAGCACACAAGAAGAACUAACAAGAAGAGAAUAAGAAUAGGAGAUCUUCGCUGAGGUUGCAUUUUCGCCUUUUGGAUUCACAAUGGAGUACAGGAAAAUCAAGGAUCAGGAUAAAGAUGGGGAUGCAGGUGAAGCCGAUAUAGAAAUUUUGCGUGGCAAGCCUCUUUCAGUUCCAGUGCAUAACAUGGCUGCCUUGGUGAGCUCAAGUGAUCGGUCUAAAUGGAAGAUUAAGUCAAUGGUUACAAUUGCAUUAACUGUUCUUACGAGUUCACAGGCAAUAUUAAUUGCCUGGUCUAAAAGAGCUGGAAAGUAUGAGUACAGUGUGACUACUGCAAACUUCUCGGUGGAGGCUUUGAAAUGUGCAAUUUCACUUGCUGUCUUGUUAAGAAUUUGGAGAACUGAGGGUGUUACUGAAGAUAACAAAUUGAGCACAUCAUUGGAUGAGGUUAUUGUUUACCCUAUUCCUGCAGCACUUUACCUUGUUAAGAACUUACUUCAGUAUUACAUCUUUGCAUAUGUGAAUGCUCCAGGAUACCAGAUACUGAAGAACUUGAAUAUCAUCAGCACUGGUGUGUUAUACCGUAUUAUUCUAAAGAAAAAGUUAAGUGAGAUUCAGUGGGCAGCUUUUAUUCUGUUAUGUGCUGGAUGCACCACAGCACAACUUGAUUCUUCUUCUGAUCGUGUUCUUCAAACUCCUUUUCAAGGUUGGAUGAUGGCCAUUGUAAUGGCACUUCUAAGUGGCCUUGCAGGAGUGUACACAGAGGCUAUAAUGAAAAAGCGUUUGUCAAGAAAUGUCAACGUGCAGAACUUCUGGUUAUAUAUCUUUGGGAUGUUGUUCAAUGCUAUUGCAAUAUUAGUUCAAGAUUUUGAUGCAGUCAUGAACAAGGGAUUCUUCCAUGGGUACUCAUUAAUUACAACUUGCAUGAUUAUCAAUCAUGCAUUGAGUGGUAUUGCUGUAUCAAUGGUACUGAAAUAUGCAGAUAAUAUUGUGAAGGUCUAUUCUACUUCGGUGGCUAUGCUUUUCACCGCUGUCGUAUCCGUCUUUCUUUUUGGGUUUCAUCUUUCCCUUGCCUUCUUCCUUGGCUCAACGGUUGCAUCUGUGUCAGUAUAUCUGCACUCUAUUGGGAAGCUGCAAAGAUAGUGUUAUCACCACUUUUUUUCUGCCCAAGUCAAUCUUUUGCUAUCUGUAUUCAAAGUUUUUACAUUAUACCUGUAUUUUUCUUAGUCUUUUUUUUUUUCUCUUUCCAUUGGUUUUCUCAUCAUAACCAUUUGAGGUGCCUGUUUACAUGGUCAUUGGUGCAAUUUUUAUUAAAAGUAAUUCAAGGAUGAUAAAAUCUGCCUGUUUAGGUAUUCUAAUCCAAUAUGAAGCAACUUA